Molecule: messenger RNA, 1637 nt
Organism: Eurytemora carolleeae
Lineage: Eukaryota; Metazoa; Arthropoda; Copepoda; Calanoida; Temoridae
Gene: Atg4a
Product: cysteine protease ATG4B
Exons: 18
Coding region: 126-1628 (500 amino acids)
Molecular function (GO): protein-phosphatidylethanolamide deconjugating activity
Source: RefSeq, a predicted model, not a curated record
CCAGAAUAAAUGAAAAGUUGAUUAUUUGUUUCAGAUAAAUAUGUAAACAGAGAGGUUGUAAGUUGUCCAGUUAUUUCACGGUUAUUUCAUGACUUUGUGACUCAGUGCUUCUUUCUAGCAGAUGUAUGUCUUCCUAUUUACAAUACAUUAACAGCGCAAGUGGCGCCAUAAUGGAGCUGGUUAAUGAUGCCGCUUGUACGGUACAAGCAGCGGCAACUAGUACGUACAACAACGUGACAGAAUCCCUUCAGGUCCAUUGUCAGACCGUAGCUACCAACCUUCUUAAUUAUAAAUAUCAGGAUAGAUCGUUAAUGGAUACAUCACCAGAGUAUCCUGACACAUUGCAGCCAGUAUGGAUUCUUGGUGAGCAGUGGAGUGCGAAACAUGAUCUGGAUGAACUCAAGGAUAUUGUCAUGUCUAGGCUUUGGUUCACAUACAGGAGGGAUUUCCCUAGUAUUGGUUCUAGCGGGUGUUCAAGUGACCAGGGCUGGGGUUGUAUGCUACGCUGUGGACAGAUGCUUCUUGGUUCCUGUCUUCAAGAUCUACAUCUUUCCAGGAGGUGGAGGUGGAGCUCAGAAUCUUGGAAGGAGGAGAAAUACAGAAAUAUUUUAUCAAAAUUCCAGGACAAGAAAUCAGCCCCGUACAGUAUUCAUCAGAUUUCGUUGAUGGGAGAAAGUGUUGAGAAUAAACCAGUUGGUACAUGGUUCGGACCCAACACAGUUGUACAGGUUCUAAGGAAGUUGGUGCGUAUGGAUCCAUCAAAUGAUAUUGUUAUCCAUGUUGCGAUGGACAACGCUCUCAUUCUUAGUGAGGUUAAACAAGCAGCGUUCUCACCCAUGGAAGGGUCGGUUGACGGGGAAGGGGCGGCGGCAACCUCCUUAAAGUGGAGACCUCUCCUUCUUUGUUUAUCUUUAAGGUUAGGAUUAACUGAAAUAAACCCUGUUUAUAUCAACGGAUUAAAGACAUGUUUAACCCUCCCUCAGACCCAGGGAGUGCUGGGAGGUAGACCAAAUCACGCCUUAUACAUUCUCGGGUUCGUUGAGGACCAAGUAAUUUAUCUAGAUCCACAUGUGACACAGCCAAAUGUUGAAAUGGACUCUUGGCUGCAUUUAAAACCUUUCCUUGUAAACUCUGAAAACGAUCUUAAAAUGGAAUGUGAUUCGAGUGAGGCAACGCGGCCAGAAAAUCCGCCAAGUGAAAUAUCUGAAAAUGCGGGAAAAGAGCGUGAGUUGACCGUAACGGAUGAGAGUGCUGGACAGAGAACCUUCGAGAUAUCUGAAGAGAGUGAGCUGGUAAACCUGCUAGAACUAGUUGAACGUCAGGAUCGAAGCUUUCAUGUUUAUAGACCUGGCAGGAUAGAUAUUAAUCAAUUAGAUCCGAGCCUUACUCUUGCUUUUUUCUGCAAAACUGAACAGGAUUUUGACAACUUGUGCAUAGAGUUUCAAGAGAAGAUGAUAUCUGUGGAGAAAUCUCCUUUGUUUGAAAUGAUGUCAGAACGUCCAUCUGAAAUGUACCCACAAUUGCAACCUUCACGUGAUAUAUCAAUACAGCCUGACGAGAGUACCGGAAGUGAUUAUGAACGAAUCGACCGGAAGUACGAUAGUGAGGAGGAAUUUGAAAUUAUUUGAGAAUUUAAA